Molecule: messenger RNA, 3875 nt
Organism: Coregonus clupeaformis (lake whitefish)
Lineage: Eukaryota; Metazoa; Chordata; Actinopteri; Salmoniformes; Salmonidae
Gene: tmem63a
Product: transmembrane protein 63A
Exons: 23
Coding region: 146-2524 (792 amino acids)
Cellular component (GO): plasma membrane
Molecular function (GO): calcium-activated cation channel activity
Source: RefSeq, a predicted model, not a curated record
AAAUCAAGAAGAAGGAGUAGGAGAAAAAAUAAAAGAAAAAGAAGGUCCAGUGACCAAAACCUUGUUGCUUCUUCUAUCUGUGUUGUUACCGCUAAAAGUUUUGUCUCUGUAACUUCGAGUAUCACAGGCUGCCCCAGCUCCUGUGAUGGCUUCCCUUUGGGGGGUGGUGAAAAAUGGUAGUGCACAUCAUGUGGACAAUAGCAGCUGUUUCAGCUCCACAGAAAGCACCGUCCUCAAGGGAAACAGCUUUGGAGGGGUGCCAGUUGUACUGCUGCUGGACUUCAGCGUCUUCUUGGUGUUGCUGAUCCUCUUUUCCAUCAUCAGGAGGAAGCUGUGGGACUACGGCCGUCUGGCGCUGAUCUCUGACAGGGAAGGGUUCAGUGAGACAUCACACCGCCGCUAUGAGAGAAUGUCGUCCUGUGUGUCCAACGGGGAGGAGCCGGAGCACGAAUUGGGAUGCUGCGGCUGGCUCCCCUACAUCAUCAGAAUGGAUGAGGAGAUGGUCAAGGCGCGUUGUGGGAUCGACGCGGUCCACUACCUCUCCUUCCAGCGUCACCUGAUCACCCUCCUGGUGCUGGUUACCGUCAUCUCUGUGACUGUCAUCCUGCCUGUCAACCUGUCUGGUAACCUGCUAGGAAAUGACCCGUACAACUUCGGAAGGACUACUGUGGGUAAUCUUCAGAAGGAUAAUAACCUGCUGUGGCUACACACAGUGUUUGCAGUCAUCUACCUGAUCCUGACAGUGUUACUGCUGAGGCGACACACCUCCCAGAUGAAGGGCAUGGGCAGAGGGCUGACCAGAAACACCCUGUUUGUGUGUUCCAUACCCAAAGAAGCCAGUGAAGAGGGCAUCAGGACCCACUUUACUGAGGCCUACCCUACCUGCCGUGUGUGUGACGUGCACCUGACCUAUGAUGUGGCCAAGCUGAUGCACUUGGACAAGGAAAGGAAGAGAGCAGAGAAAAACCUGCACUACUACGAGCGGGUUCUUGAGCGAGGGGGCCAGAGGGAGGUGAUCAACCCCAGUCUGUGUGGUUACCUCUGCUGCUGCCGCACCCGCAACUGUCAGGAGGUAGAUGCCAUAGAGCACUACCGGCGCCUCCAGGCAGGUCUGUUAGAGGAGGUGAGGCAGCAGAGAGAGCUGGUGCCACAGCACCCUCUAGGGAUGGCCUUCGUCACUCUGCAGUCUGAGGCCAUGGCCACAUACAUUCUGAAGGACUUCAAUGCCCUGGACUGUGGAGAUGGGGGCAGCGCAGUGAGGUGUGGGUGUGGCCGAGAGACCCAGCUUUCGUCCAAUAGCGCGGCUCUGAAAGUGAGGAACUGGAGGGUUGACUACGCCCCUCAUCCCAGAAAUGUGUACUGGGACAACCUUUCAGUGCGGGGCUUCCGCUGGUGGUUCCGAUGCCUGCUGCUCAACUUCUUCCUCUUCUUCCUCCUCACCUUCCUCACCACUCCCUCCAUCAUCAUCAGCACCAUAGACAAGUUCAACGUCACCAAGCCCAUCUACUACCUCAACAGUGCUGUGGUCAGUCAGUUCUUGCCGACUCUGCUUCUGUGGUCCUUCUCUGCCCUGCUGCCCACCAUAGUGUACUACUCAACUCUGGGAGAGUGCCACUGGAGCAGGUCCAGUGAGCAGUUGAUUAUGAUGCACAAGCUGUACAUCUUCCUCCUGUUUAUGGUUCUAAUCCUGCCCUCUCUUGGACUCACCAGUCUGGCUGUGUUCUUCCGCUGGCUGUUUGACAAAGAGUUUCUGGCUGAUGGGAAGCUGAGGUUUGAGUGUGUGUUCCUGCCUGACCAGGGGGCGUUCUUUGUGAACUAUGUAAUCACGGCGGGCCUGGUGGGUUCUGGGAUGGAGCUGCUACGGUUGCCAGGGUUACUGCUCUACACCAUUCGCAUGGCUCUGGCUCGCUCCGCCGCAGAGAGGAAGUAUGUCAAACAGAACCAGGCGUAUGAGUUUGAGUACGGAGCCAUGUACGGGUGGACCCUGUGUGUGUUCACUGUCAUCAUGGCUUACAGCAUCAUCUGCCCUGUCAUAGUGCCUUUCGGUCUGCUGUACCUGAUGCUGAAGCAUCUAGUGGACAAACACAACCUGUACUUUGCCUACCUGCCCGCCCGCCUGGACAGACAGGUGCACCUGGGAGCUGUCAAUCAAGCCCUGGCCGCACCCAUCAUCUGCCUCAUCUGGCUCUAUUUCUUCUCCGUCCUCCGGACAGGAUUCAAGGCGGACACAUCUGUCUUCACUCUGGUGGUCCUGUGUGUAACUGUCUGCAUCUGCAUCAGCUACACCUGCUUCGGACACUUCAAGUACCUCAGCCCUCACAACUACAAGUUGAAGGAGGAUGAGGAUGCCGUGGAUGGAUUGGCGGACAGCAACAUGGUCUACCUUCCAAGGGUGCUUAGAACAGAGUCCCCUGAGUCCCCCUCUACGUCACCAGAUGGGUGUAAAACCCCCCAGUCAUACGGGACCACAGACAGCAGCCCAGCCUGUCAGAGCCCAGUAGAUGAUGAACUGUUGAACCCCUGAACCUGAGAUGCUGCCCCCUGGUGGGUCACCCCAGAACUGAGGUGUUGGCAUAGGGGAGUGUAUCCUCAAAUCUGUUGCUGUACUAUCCAACACAGGCCCUUCCAAUACUCCUAAAAAUGCAUCCUUUCUCUCCCCUUUCAUCAAGCUUAGCAUGUAUCUGAUAUCAAUAGAUAGGUCAAAGUAGAGCCUUUGCUUUCACUUAUUCAAUAGUGCUCCAUCAGUGAUUCUUUCCAGGAGGGGAGGAGAGAAGACAUUGUUACAGGCCUCCUGAGACAACUCUGCCAAGGCACCACCAAGAGCUGGCAGCCACUCAGGAGCCAAGUCUUCUGUCAGAAAUGCCCAAAUCUGACCCUUUUACAAAUACCUGCCUAUAAGGACUGCCUUGGCUAAAGACUAUCCAGCCCCAAGACAGUUUUGCCAAAAAUGCUUUUAUAGCAUAACAUUGGGAAAAACUGCCAUGCCAUGCAUUUCCACUGAGUUUGCGUUUGAUAUCCAGAAUGCCAGAAUAGAAGGCAUUUUUUUAAUCUGACCAACAGAGGGCACUCUUGUUGCAUGGUAGUUAGUGUCCACGUUAAACUACUUAUACUAAGCCUUUCAAAUCUGGACCUCAAGGUCUGCAGUACUGCUGCUUUUAAUCCUUCCUCUCUGUUUACCUGUUAUGAAUGCCUGAUUACCCUCUGAUUCAGGCCAACCAAUGACAAUCAAUCAAUUAACCACCAGAGGAACAGUAAAACCAGCAGUACUGCAUACCUCAAGACCUGGACUUCAUACCCCAUACUGAGUGACUUUUCUUCUACAGUAACCUUCCAUUUGGAACCAAAAGCACAACAUUUCUAAAGUAAAUCAAAUAUAGAACAUUUUACCAUAGUGCACCAGUGAUUAAUUAUUUAUUAUGUCAUUGUGACUGUUGGUAAGAAGCUUAACUUGCCUGUUCAUUAGCAUUAUGCAUAGGAUAUGAAUGAUACUGUCAAGAUGUAAAGGAAUAUUAACCAUUCAAAAUAUUUUAUUUGUACCUUUUAUAGGUACUGUAAAUGGAAAUCAUGUUUUCAAAUUUCAGAGUUUUUACAAAUAGUUUUUGUAUUAUUUAACAAGGAACUUUUAUUUCAUUUUGACUGAAUCAUGUUUUAAACCAAAAUGUUUUAUAUUAAGCUGAUAUAUUUAACAUUAUUAUAGAUUUUUAAUUAUCAGGCUUUUGAACCAUGACACAAUCUGUCAUGAAUUGAUAUAACUAUUGAUGAUGAAUGAGAUUAGGCCUAUUUAUGUGCAUAUGAACAGCAUGGAACUUCUCAGUGUUAAAUAUAUUGUGUUGAAAUGUCAAAUGGUUAAUACAUUGAGCUUUUGUUGAUCAUUA